AUGACAAAUCAGCUUUCUCUUAUUCAGAAGUUAAAAGUUUGCUAUUUGAAGCUACGCGAUGAUCAAUCAGCAUCCUACUGUCUGGGGAAGUUUCUCAGUCUCCUGUCUCAUCUUACAGACCUGGAGACUGAAUCAUGUUCCUUUCAUGAUGAUUUCUACAAAGAGAUUGCUGAUCGAGCUUCGUUAUCUCAGAUUCAAAAGUUAAAAGUUUCCUGUUUGAAGCUACGUGAUGAUCAAUCAGCAUCCUACUGUCUGGGGAAGUUUCUCAGUCUCCUGUCUCAUCUUACAGACCUGGAGACUCAAUCAUGUUCCUUUCAUGAUGAUUUCUACAAAGAGAUUGCUGAUCGAGCUUCGUUAUCUCAGAUUCAAAAGUUAAAAGUUUCCUGUUUGAAGCUACGUGAUGAUCAAUCAGCAUCCUACUGUCUGGGGAAGUUUCUCAGUCUCCUGUCUCAUCUUACAGACCUGGAGACUCAAUCAUGUUCCUUUCAUGAUGAUUUCUACAAAGAGAUUGCUGAUCGAGCUUCUUCAUCUCAGAUUCAAACAGUCCAACUGGAAUGUGCAUCUAACAUAUCAGUCGAGGAAUCCAAGCAGCUAGCCAAGUUUCUCUGCUCUCUACCCUGGCUUACAAACUUAAAGGUCGUUGAGGGGAAAACAUUACAUGAUGAUUUCUUUGCUGAACUUAAUUCCUUUGCUGCAUCCUCACAGCAACCUUACUUCAGGGAAAAGAAACAUGUCAGAAUGCUACGGAAUUGGUCAGCAAGAAAACGUAAUCGUCAAAAACGUCAACAACGACAACGCAACCAGUGUGAAACACAACAUUCGCCACACCAUGGUCUAGAAGAAGCAACACAGGACACCGCUGUUAGCCAGAGACAGGAAGAUGCAACCCCAAUCGAAACUGAUGACUCCUCGCUAUCAUCAUCUUCAGAAUACAUCAAUUCCCAAACUUCGGUGUAUCAAGGAGGGCUGUCAAUUGGAAUAAAACCAAUCUAUGAGAAUGAUGAUAACCUUGCCAUGCCCUCAACCAGUGGAUUGAGUUCUGCACAAAGCAGAACUGAUGCAGGUAUGGAAAUCAGGCUCAAUAAUUUUUAUAGGCCCUUAUAUUCACCAUGCAAUGACUAA
Molecule: messenger RNA, 1122 nt
Organism: Strongylocentrotus purpuratus (purple sea urchin)
Lineage: Eukaryota; Metazoa; Echinodermata; Echinoidea; Camarodonta; Strongylocentrotidae
Exons: 6
Coding region: 1-1122 (373 amino acids)
Source: RefSeq, a predicted model, not a curated record